Ramularia collo-cygni is the source of this 837-nucleotide messenger RNA. RefSeq names its product related to endoplasmic reticulum translocation complex chain SEC66. The record is from RefSeq and is a predicted model, not a curated record. The transcript is spliced from 2 exons. Gene Ontology annotation, biological process: post-translational protein targeting to membrane, translocation. Lineage: Eukaryota; Fungi; Ascomycota; Dothideomycetes; Mycosphaerellales; Mycosphaerellaceae. The coding region runs from base 1 to 837 and encodes 278 amino acids. Gene Ontology annotation, cellular component: Sec62/Sec63 complex.
AUGGACAACACCACGUUCAACAGCACCUUCAACGCGACCUUUGGCAACAGCUCCACAAAUGGCACAUCAGACGGCUUCACUGCAACCCCACCGAAACCAUUCUGGACCAACUUGCUCCUUCCCGUACUAUACAUUGGCAUCCUCGUUGGAUCCCUCCUCACAUUCUCCUCCACAUACCGCAAACGCCAAUUAUCCAAGCAGGCGCAACUGGAGAACUGGUUCCCCCCGCAUCGUCAAAGAAACAUCUACCUCAGUCUGCUGCAUUUGGAUCCYAAGGAGUCGAGCGAAGAGGGCGAGAAAUCGUUGAAGCAGGUCCCAGACUCCAUCUUGAAGGCCGCGUUGUUGAGGAGAGCAGUCGAGGAUAUUGAGCGCAUUGUCAAGCUACGCGCCAGCAAGCCUGCAUUACAAUCCUUGCUACAGAGAGGGAGUGUCGGGGAUGAACUCUGGCAGCGAUUUUUGAGGGAGGAAARGGAGAUGGAAGAGGAGGUUAAGGACGUUGUUUCAGAGGCGAACGCAUUUGUCCCCGGCUGGGGUCAAGUCAUCUUCCAAUCCGCCAACGAAAUCAACCAGAAUCGUCUCCUGAAAGAGCGCAGCGCGGAGAUUCAAGCCAAACUUGAGGGAGAGAAGAGCUGGUGGGAGCAGAAGCGUGCGGGAGCCAAGACGGAACUUCUCAGUGAGCUUGGGUUGGAGGACGACAGCGCAUCCGCGCCCCGCCCGCAAACGCCCAAGAAGACCAACAGUGAUGACGAGGCCGUGCUAGUCGAGGCGGACGUGGAGGGUCCUUCUGGCUCCAAUUCACAGCCUGGGAGUGCCAAGAAGAGAAAGGGCAAGAAGUAG